Messenger RNA from Notechis scutatus (mainland tiger snake), 5356 nucleotides. RefSeq names its product SAP30 like (gene SAP30L). Gene Ontology annotation, molecular function: protein binding; transcription coregulator activity. Gene Ontology annotation, cellular component: histone deacetylase complex. The record is from RefSeq and is a predicted model, not a curated record. Gene Ontology annotation, biological process: regulation of DNA-templated transcription. Lineage: Eukaryota; Metazoa; Chordata; Lepidosauria; Squamata; Elapidae.
AAGAGACGAGCGAGGCGGGUGAGGGAGCGGGUGGGUGCGGGCGUUGGGCUCCGUGGCCUGGUGGCCUCUCCGGCGGAGCGACAGGUCGUGUCCGCCUGACGAGUUCCGCGGAAGGGGCCGGCAGCUGGGCACAGCCACCCGUACCGGGCUGCCGGCUCCGGGGGCUGUGACCUAGGCAGCCGAAGGGACGCGGUCCUCGGCCGGCUGCCAGAGGGGGGUCGGGAGGCCGUGAGGAGACGAGAAGACGGACCCUCCUUGCUUUCGCCGCCUCUCGGAGGAGUUGCUUGCGAGGCUGGGGUCCCCACCGGGUCGGGGCAGGCGGAGCGCGUCCGCGGGCUGAAGCGGGAAAGCGAUUCCUCGGGAGAGGCGAGGGAAGCCGCCACCACGAAGGACCGCUUCCGGGGCCCCUGGGCGGGAUGGCGGCGUGAGGGGCUCCUCGGGGCCCCUGGGAAGGCCGCCCGGUGGAGGCGGCGGGCGAAGCCAGCGUUGCUUUGACGGCUACCCUCCAGAUGUUUCCUUAAAAGCCCGCCAAGUCCAGGGUGGGAUAGGCCGGGCCGAGAGGGAAGAGAAGGGCGGAGGUUGGCGAGCGCAAAGGCUGGCGAAGUUGGUCUUUCGUCGACCGAGGCCGGCGGGAGGCUGCGAUGAAUGGUUUCAGCACAGAGGAAGAUAGCCGGGAUGGUCCUCCUACCACCCCUUUUUACGGACAAAGUUGUUGCCUCAUCGACGACGGGGAUCGUUGUGUCCGCCCGGCUGGCAAUGCCUCCUUCAGCAAGAGGAUCCAAAAGAGCAUCUCUCAGAAAAAGCUGAAACUGGAUAUUGACAAAAGUGUAAGACACUUAUAUAUAUGUGAUUUCCAUAAGAACUUCAUUCAAAGUGUCCGAAAUAAAAGGAAAAGGAAAACCAGUGAUGAUGGGGGAGAUUCUCCGGAGCAUGAAAUAGAUGUUCCAGAGGUUGAUUUGUUUCAGCUUCAGGUAAACACUUUGCGCCGUUACAAAAGACAUUACAAAUUACAAACCAGACCUGGUCUCAAUAAAGCUCAGUUGGCAGAAACUGUAAGUCGUCACUUCAGGAACAUCCCAGUGAAUGAAAAAGAAACUCUUGCUUACUUUAUCUACAUGGUAAAAAGCAACAAGAGCAGAUUGGAUCAGAAAACAGAAAGCAGUAAACUGGAAUGAAAGACUAUGGAUUCAAACAAGUGUAAUAUUUUUUAAAAAAGCAGGUGCAUUAUAAAUACUUUUUUAAAAAAGUAAGAUUUUUGUGUAAAUUAAAAUAUACAUAAGAAAGCAAAAUUUGAUCCCCACAUUAUAAUACUUAAUUUCAGAAUGUGUAUGAAAACCUCUGCAGUUUCAAAGCAUGGUCUCUAACCUGAAGGAAAGAUCAAAAGAAACUCAAGAUGCCCAAAGCAAUGACUGUUUAAGAAAUUGACUUACGUUACAGAUUGUAACAUAAACCAUGCAUGAGUUUGGCAUUCUUGAAUAGAAUCCUAUCAUACUCACCUAGUAUUGAAAGGCACAGAUAAAGUAAAACUUCUAAAUUCUGAUUUAAAACACCUCUGCUCACCACACGCACUACAUAAAAUUACUUGUUUUGAGACUAAAUAUUUCAGAUUUUCAUGGGUGCUAAACAUUUCUAAUCUUAGUGUUUUUGCAUAUAUAUUGGUUUUUACAUUGAAACAUAGAAAUUGGCCAGCAUAACUCAUUUAUUAAUAUUUAUUAGAGUGUUAUGACUUCACAAAUUCUAAUGUGUUGAAUAUUUCAAUACUUCUGUUUUUCAAACAAACUAUUGAAUAGAGAGGUAUUGCUACAGAUUUGGACUAUUUGCUGAUUUUUUUAAGGUUGGAUACACACAUCACACACACACACACACAUAUUUGAAGCUAAAAAUAAUUUCAAGUUGCUAUGAGCUCUUUGUAAGCAAUUGGAAUCUCAGUCUGGUCCUAAUGAGGCUACAAAGCAAAAACUUUACAGUAAUAGUUAAUAAACUUGGCAAUGGCUUCAAUUUAUCUUUAUUUUGGUAGUGAGAACAAAUGUCAUGUUGGACCAUAUAUUUGUCCUAGGUAUCAUGUUUUAAAAUGCAGAGUUCUUGCUGUCUGCCCACAGUCCAGAACCUGAUAAUCAGUGUGCACACACAAAGCUUGUUCUUCAUUUACUUAUGUGAGGAAGGUAACAUAGUCUAAAUGGUUCUUCCUAUAAGUCCAGAUCUGUUUGAACAUCUUUUUUGGUCUCUUACUCCCAUAUUUUGCUAUGCCAAAAGACAUAAAUACAUUUCAAAAUAUCCUUUCGACUACCUUAUAUAGUAAACAUUCUGGAUAAGGUUGACAUUAUUCAGCAGUUGUCUCAGGCAUAGAACUACACUUCAUCAGCAGUUUUCACAUUGCAUUUAGUAUUAAUAUUGAAUUAAGGACCUCUAAGUUCUUUCCUGCUGUCCUAAAAACAUUUUAAAAAUUUGUCCAAAUAAAAAUAAAGUGUGUUCUAUAAGAUGCUAAGGGACAAAGUUUUGGUAGUUUUUUUUCCAAAAUUUAAUGAUGUGAAAACCUAAAAUGCACAUCUCAGCAAAUGCAAAAGUUCAUGUAUAUAGCCAUGUUGUAUUUGUAUUGCAAAUAGAUCACCAAUUUAUGUUACUCCAAUUAACUGAACGGCACUUUAAAAGUUGAUAUUUUCAUCUUCUUCAGUUACAACAUAAGAUAUGUCUUUUUAAUGCACAUUUUAAAUUUAAAAACACAUGGCUAUAUAAUGAAAACAACUAAAGUAUUUUAGACUGCUAGUUUGCAUUUUAAACUAUUAAACAAAUAGUCCCACUGCUUCCUUCACUGAAAGGCUAAACCAGAAAUCAAAUAUUUUAAAUGGUUUUUAUAACUGAACGUGUAACAAAACUGUAUUUGAAUAUUUGUAACUUCAGAAUAUUCACAUUAAAAAUACAAUGACCAUGACAUAAUUUCUCAAUAGACUGGCAUCCUAUGACAACCUUCUAGAUCUAGAUCAAAAGGGUAAACCUUUUUAUAACCAUUUUAUAUUGUAUGGGCUUGUAAUGCAAAUAACAAAGUUUCGGCAACUAAAUUACUACUAAAAAUGCAACAACUAUCUGUUUACACGAGCAAUCUGUUCAAUAGUUACUUUGAAGAUCAGAUUAAGUAAAGUAUUUUCCUAAAUCACCUAACAAGGUUUGCUGUCAUACUUUAUUAAAUCAAAAAUAAUUAUCAGGAAAUUGAGGACUUUUAUGUAAGAUGUGAAGAAUAACUGAUGUUAGAAUCUUUGAAACAUGUUUUUAGAUAUCUUUAUUUGCCUUACUCUCAGCUUGACCAAGUAUUGUACAAAUGUCUUGGCACAAGGAAAGGGCCAUUAGUUUUUCAUGACAUUUAGUGCUAGAGGCUAAUUUUAACAACAACAUAUAAUUUUGUGUGUGUGUUGCCUGUGAUUCUUGAACAUCUAGUAUUGCAUCACCAAAAACACCAUCAUGCAGUUCAAAAUAAUGGCAAAUUAUGCUGCAUGCCAUUUAAGGAAACUUUCAAAUUCCUAGUGGUUUUAAUAAAACCUUGAUCAUCAUUUUGAGCUUCAGAGGAUUUGAAUCCUAAGACAGUAUCUAACAUUAAUAGUUUAUGUGAAAAAAGAGUCAGAUUGGCAUGUUUAUUCAUAGAAACUGGUGGGUGGUAUUUUAUUGACUCUCAUUAAACAUCAAUUUUACAUUGGAUUUAAGCUAUUAAAUAAUAAACUUUGGCCUGGGAGUGACUUCCCACAUUGUCUAGUAGUUGUAGAUAAUACUGCUGACUACAGCAGUACUGAAUAAAACUCACUCAAAACCAAAGGCCUUCAAACCCACUGAAAGCUAGCAGAAGAUCUAUAAUUGUUAAAUGGGCUUUGCAUCAGAGCUGAAGAGUUUUAAUAUGGCACAUCUUCUAGAAUGAAGUUAACUUCAUCAAAGAUGGUUGUCCUCUGUGCAUUAGUUAUAGUUGUAAUGAUAGUAGUUAUAGCACAAGAAAUUUUGUUCAUCCCUUGAAUGAAGGAAAGAGCAAAGGGAAGGGGAAGUACAAUGACAAUUAGUACUGGAACAACAUUUUUAUGAAUUCCUGGUGCAAGGUGCAGUUGAGUGUUUUGGCGAAUGUCUCAGUCUGGUGGUUUAGCUUCCAAGUGUGAUUCUGUAAUGUAAAUGUUACAUAUCAGAUUCCUACAUUAAAUUUAAUGUUUUCUCUUGCAAGUAAUGCCAUAAAUUAUGGUUGAAAAGAAGAGGCUUCAGUGUACUUACAGAAUGCUGUAAAUUUGCCACCUGACAGAUUUGCCAAUAAAAAUUUCCUGUGAGGAUCAGGAAAACACCUUAAAGCCAAAGUAGUCCAGAGCAAGAAUAUUUUUCAUACUUUGAUAAAAGAAUAAAAAGAGCAAGUUGUAUUCAAGAAACAAAGCAGCUGGUGACUUGUUUGAGAGACGAUUUAUGAAGCAGUAUUCAAAUUUUUUAAUAUGUAAAUUAGCCAAAUACACUAUUGAGGGUAGGGAGGGAGAGACUGGGAACUUUGCACUUUAUCUUGUGUUGAUAAAUCCUAAUGUAAAUAAAAUGGAAACUCUUGAUAUUAUUAAAGAAAACAUUUUGAUAAAAUUGUUGUUCUAAGGGAAAGUGUUGUAAACAGCACACUACUGUCACUUCACCCUGUGCAUUAAGAUGAGGGAUAGCUGCUUACAAAAGAAGCCUUUCAGUGCUACCGGAUUAUUUAAAGGGCCCUGCUAUGAAAGCAUAAUAUAUCAACGUUCCUUCAUUUGUGCUACCUACCAUGCUGUACGUGCAUGAUUUUUUUCUCUUUCAAAUAUGUAAUGAUGCAGGGUAAUUCUUUUACAUAAUUUAUCCAAUUUCAUUUAUUCAUCACUUAAUGAGGUGUUAAAUUUUUAAAACUUUGAUAAGGAAAGGGGCUCAUGCCUUAAACUCACAAUUUUCAAUUAAGUAGGAGUUAUUAAAUGUUUAGCAAUAGCUUUUUUUUCUGCAGUUGAUUUCUUUUGUACAGUUUUCAAGCAGAGGCUUACGUAGAAAUCGCCAUGUAUUACAUUGCCCUCAUUCUCUCUGCUUUGUCCUGCUGAAUAUUAAAAAAAAUUAAAUACACAUUGACAAAUGUGUUUUAUUCCCUUUUGACAUUUAACAGCACAACCUUACCAUGAAAAAAUGAACUUUCUUUAUUCCUCAUUCAUUCUUGUGGAUCUUCAUGGCUAGUCUUGAUCCUUAAGGCAAAUGUUUUGGGUGAACCUUAAUUUUAAUUGUAAACUAUAACAGUGUAUCCUGAAGCAAUCUGGUAAACUUAUAGUGCAACUGUAGAGUUCUUUUCUCCAAGAUGUAUAGCUUGCAUCCUUCCUUCCACUGUGUAUAAUAGUUAAAUCUUUUA